GCCUUCGCCGACCUCUCCCUCGAUCCCUCUUACCGACUCUCACUCUCUUAUGGCCACCGCUUCUUCCCCAUCCCGUCGCCUCCUCUCUUCCUCCCCGCUUGAACCAUCUCCCCCCGCAGCUCGCGCUUCCCCGCGGCUCCUACCGGUCGAUCUCGUUCCCUCUGAACACUUCUUCCCCCCAUGUCCGAUAAUUUCCCUGCCGCGCCAGCCGCGGACGGAUCCUCCUUCCUGGAAGACGACUGCCAACCCCUGCCCGCCGACCCUCCCCCCGGAAGACCUGCUUCCGACGCGCUUGCAACUCCCGCUGCGCUCCGCCGCCGUAGAGAGGAGGAGGAGCGGAAGAAGGCUGGGAUGGUGAUCACCUCGAUCGUCCAGUCCCCGCUUCCUUCGUAGCUGCCACGGUGAGGGCUCCGCUCCAUGUGGGAGCUCGCCGCCGUCCUCAACUGCCUCCAUGUUCCUGGCUUUGGAAAUGAUCUCUCAUCCGGUAGCAUUUUUAGGGUAUAUCUGCUGGCAAUCCCUCCAGUUUCUCGCAUUGCGAUAGGGCAUUCAACCUGGGUUACAGCACUCUGCAGCAACUUAAGAUUGGUGGCACUGUGUCACUGAUGGGGACAUACCAAUUAUUGCAUCCCAUGGGUGAGUUCUUUGUAUCUAUGGAGUCUAAGACACUUAAAAACAUAUCCAUCUGAUAAUACUGAUGAACUCUGACUGUUAAGUUUUGCAGAAAGAAGAUCGAGACAUAUGACUCUUGGUCCUAACCCACAUAUGCUAAUUUCUAAAGCACUAUGUAGCAUCCGUGUUGAGGUGCUUAUUGUGAUGAAUAAUAAUACUAAUUUGAAAGUUUAAUGCGUUUAUUGCAAGUGACAAUGUUUAAUUAUUAUUUAUGUUUUCCCUUUGUUGAUGGAUGUUGGCUUUUAUCUUGUACAUAAACCUGAAAAAUGUAUAGCUAAAGCACUUUCCUUGCACUUACUGUCUUAGUUCCACUUCCUGAGUUGUCUUACAAUGAUGUUUGUCAACAUUUAUGCUUCUUUGGUAUCUUUUUUUUUUUUUUGCUUUGUAUAUAAGACAUAUAUCUUUUUUUUUUCUUGUUCAUGUUUUUUGGUAUUCGGCUUGUAUAGCUGUCAUAACUUGUAUAUGCAAGAGGAGGACCCAGGACCUUUUUGUUAAUGUGUCUGAUGGUACACCAUAAUUUUUCACUUUGCAAUGGAAGUAGAAAGCUUUUUUUCCAACAUUUCAGAAAUAAUGGAGAAGAAAAAAAAUUGCCAAACAUAUUAUGUGGUACCUUGCCAAAUAAAAGUCACCACUAUCCUUGAUCACUGAUUGAUGGUAGCCACCAUGUUUGCUAAUGGUCACUGAAUGCGACCUCCAUCACCUCCAACCACUGCCCUCCAUGACUUGCCAUUAGUCCCUGGUUGUCAAUCUCCGCUGCCAUUGGAAGACAUCAUUGUCCAUCAAUUCUGGCUGGUUAAACUCCUGUUACAAUCCUUUCAUUACGCGUUUGCUGUUCACCAUUUUCCACCGGUUGUCAGCAGCUGCUACCCGUAAUUGGUUGUCAGUUGUCAACCACCACUAUUCCCAUCUUCAGUUGUUGAUUGUUGUUGCUGAUUGCUAGUCAUCAUCAGAUUCAGCAUCAACCAUAUUUGCCAUCACCAACUGCCACCCUCAGCUACAUGGAUUAAGAACUGGUGCAUUGUUGAACGGAGAAGCAAGUAAGAGAAAAAUAAUGAAUGGGAACACAGUGGAAACAUCUAGAAUAUGUUUUCCGUUUUUAGUUUUUAAAUUAUACCUUUGAGUGCUUGUUUUGAGACGAAAUGGAUGACCCUUUAGCUGACAAAUUUUUUAGGAGCUUCAUAAUUUUUAAAACUAAGCAUUUCCCCCUUAGUUUUUCUCUGCUUAUUUGAAGUAAACGUGCUUUCUCAAAUAUCAUAAACUAAAGGAUUAGAAACUUCCGAUCUAGAAUUAUAUAGAGCUUUCAUAAGUUGACAUGGAUGAACAUUAUACAUGUUGCACUACAGAUUUGUCCACACUAUGAUAUGUUAACUGGUACUGUUUCCUUUCAAAUGGCACUUGUCAUUGCUAGAUGAAUCAAAUGACUCUCCAUUCAUUAGUGUUGUUAUCCAGUGUACCAUAUAAAUGAGUACUAUAUCCUAAUAAUUGAUUUUGACUUGUUAGCACCAUAUAGGUUACUGUCUCAAGAAUUGUUUCCUUAUCAAUCAUUUCAAACUUUUUACAGGUACUUCUGAAUCCUAUGAUGCAAUUGAUACUUAUAUAUCAUAUAAUUGUGAAUAUGCGAUGUUGAAUCUCUAGCUUUUUGAUAAUCAACAUUAUGACAUGACUAACUGAGCUCUGAAAAUGUAGUCUUAACUCUGCUUGGUUGAUUUGAUACUAGAAGUUGACUUCAUUUUUUUUCAUUUUGCAGCAAGAAGACAUUCAAAAUCUUAUUGAUGAUUCAUUAAAAAUGAGGCAUUCAACUCUUGCAAAGCAAGGAUUGGUGAUCAUUAACAUUGGAUUUCUUAUUGGUACGAAGAUGAUCCAACUGUUGGCCAUCCAUUGUCCUGUGAAAUUAGACAGGUUGAGGUAAAGAAGGUGAAGGCAAUGGGAUUGUCAUUUGCUUCACAUAUAUCUUUCCAGAGGGUAACUGUUACAACCAACAUGGAUAAAUUCCAAGAAGUUUCAGUAAAAUUUUCUCAAAGUAGAAGUGGAACGGAAUCCUCUCUUGGGAAGAAAUUAAAGUUUGAAUUUCUGCUGGAGAUCAAGAAAAUUCACAAAGUAUGGGAUUCUUUGCACCUUAGUACUUAUGCUUUUAGUCUCAUUUUACAUGGCAUGGUUAACCUUAAAUUAGUCUUUGGUAAUUCAAAGCCAAUAAUUUUUCUAUUUCUGUUGUACUUUGGGCAUUCAAACAUAAGAAAGAGAGGCUGUUGAAAAAGCAACACAGAGAAGCUCUCCUCCCAGGCAGCUUUGUGACUCCAGAUGGAGCUUCCUCAGGCCGCUUCCUUUGUGAUGGAAAGCCUGUCAUGUAUACUUUGGUUUAUCCUAUUUCUACUAUAUUAAGUUUAAUAAUUUUCUACUUUGAUGCUCUAAUAAAUAAUGAAGAAUAUGUAUAUAGAAUGGUUUCCACCUACAUGUUUUACCUUCCUAGAGCCAUGAAACACGUUGGAAGAGUAUGAUUUUGUGCUUCUCUAAUGGUGCUGAAUAUCAUUGAAUUCAAGAAUGUGUUUAUAAAGAGAUUUGGUAGUUGACAUGUUCUACGAGUGUUUACAGAUUAGUUGAACUUGCUUCUCUAGGUAUACUGUGGAUCACAUGGAAAAGCUCUUUUUGCUUGUGUUUUUUUAUUUUUCUUUGAAAGGUAGCUUGCAGUAUUUUUAAAAUGUUAUUUUUCUUACUAAGCUAAGCACCGAGGAUUUUAUAAUGGAAUGACAGAGGGCUGAAAAUGGUUUUAGGAGCUUUCAUAUGUUUACUUCUGUCUAAAUUUGAGGUAGGUACUUCUGCUCAGGAUUUUGUGGGUGGUGGAUAUUAGUGUUAUUGAUCUCUGAUUAGUUUAUUUUGAUUGGUUUUUUUUGAAUCUUAUUAUUUGGUUUCUAAAUUUCUGCUAAUCCUGAUUAGUUCUGUUAUCGUCUUUGUAUAUUUCAUUGAUUUGAUGUACAUAGCUAAAUUAUCUAAACAGGGCAUAACUAAAUAUUUAACCUGAAAAAGUCUAUUCCUGUGAAUGUUUGACAUAUAAAAAAUGUCCAAAUCCUAAAAGGUGGAUAUUGGUUAUUAAUGAUUGUUUGAAUUGUAGUUUCUUUCGGUUUUCUCUUAAUGAUUUCUGGCCAAACUCAAAUUAGUAGUAGUUUCAUGUUAAACAAUUUUUCAGAUGACUAAGAUCACACGAUCAAUGAAGCUAUCAAAAUAACCAAACAUUUAUACAGUCUCUUUUUUUUUUUCUCAUUUAUGUUCUGCAUCUUGUUUAUUUCUUGAUGAGGCUUCUCCACCGAUUUCUAAUGCUUCAGUCUUAUGUGAUAUGUUUUAGGAAAAGACAAUGCUCAGCUGUGAGUGUCGUCAGGAGAUCAGUCAUUGGGAGGCCUGAUGUCUCAACCAAUGGUAAAUUGAAUGGCUGUUGGCAAAUGGAUCUGGUUAACAAUGAUACAAGGUGCCCAAAAUCAAAUUACUAUGAAGAAAUUAAUAUCAAACAUCAGGAUGAGCCUCUUGACCACAGCAAUAGGUGGAGGAGAAGGCCUCAGAAAUAUUUGGAAAAAGGAUUUUGUGGAUACUGUUUCUGAUAUUGAUGCAGGCUUCAACAGUGAUGAUGACAUUCUAGGAGAAGCAGUAUAUGAUGAGGAAUAUCUGAGAAGUCAAAAGCAGCAAAAGGUGUCAAGUUGGCCAGAGGGGGAUGAGGAGUUCCGUUGGAAGGAAGAUGAGAUAGAGGAGGAACAUUCCUCGAGCACUAGUGAGAUUUGGAGGAUCAACGCUAUUACGAAAGGUUUCCUGGUCGAACUAGGCAGGAAACAAAAAAAUUGAGAUCAGUUGAUGAGCUCUAGACAGCCGUAAGAUGCAGCAACAGAGCUGUGUGACCAUGUAUAGAUUGCCUGCAGUAUGAGCUAUCAGAUAUAGAUACAGAUUCCGCAAAGUCUAAUGAGUCAGAUGCAACAGACAAAUUCUGGUGCAUCUGAUAAUUUAGAACUCUCAACAGCAAGUUAAGUUUCUCAGGAAGAAGAAGACAGUAAAGAAAUAACGUAUAACAAAAUGAGUCCCAUAUUGACCAACCACACUGAGGCUGCAGAUAAAUAUCGGCAACCAGUUGUGCAUAAGACGGACAGCAUCGGGGAGGAAGCAGAUAAGCCCCAAAGAAUAAGGUUCGUAGACCUGAAUGAGCUCGCCCCAGGAACGAGUUCUGAUGAUGGCCCGAGUAUUAGGGACUAAGACCAGGAAGAUUUUUAGGCAGGUCUGUUGAAGAGAACAGAGGCGCGAUGCCAAGUUAGAUCUGAGAGGAUGUUUACCCAUGUACCGAUUUUAAUCAAGAAGAUGGUCCUUACCGUGACCAUCUAAAUUCUACAUGUACUUCGGCAGAAUUCAAGAUAUGUUAGAUGAGAUCAGUUCAAACAUGGCGGUUUGAUCAUAAUCGCACGUCACUCGCGCCUACGUCAUCCAAGAUGGACGCGCGUGAGACUGCCAGCGAAGGGUGAGAUCAGAGGCUGCGUCUUCCUUGCUUUCUGCUCUCUUGCAACAAAUGCAUGCGUUGACGGAGGCAGCGUUCGGCCUUUCGCCCCCGGCUUUCGGCCCGGGCCGUGGAUACACCUGGCAUUGUGGUGGUCCCGCUACCAAUGCGUGGGAAGAAUUCAUGUGAAUCCUGAGCGAGGCCGGCAUCUCAUCCGCUCCCGAUGCCUGCGUUUUCUUCGUCGAACCGACACAAGUGGAAGACGAGGAGUCUUCGAAUCACUCCGAUCUUUAUGAAGGGCUGCCGGUGAUCCGAGUAGCCACUGCGUUCUCCCACCAUGGCGAGGAUGAGCGAUCGGUUGGCGAGCUUGGGCUCGCUCGCGGCCAGCCUCAUGGUGGUCUAUGCCAUCAUCCGCCGCUACCUCCCCCUCCACCUCCUCGAGCACUCCCUCACCAAGCACACCUUCCGCCUCUUUGCCUCCGUCUACCCCUACGUCCGGAUCACCAUCUCCGAGUUCUCCGGCGACCGCCUGAAGCGCAGCGAGGCUUACACCUCCGUCGAGGCCUACCUCAGUGGCUCCUGCUCGCAGCGCGCCAACAAGCUCAAGGCCGAGCUCGGCGCCGGCUGCGACAGCCUCACCCUCAGCAUGGACGAGCACGAGGAGGUCACCGACGACUUCGAGGGCGCCAAGCUCUGGUGGACCUCCGUGGCGCGCACUCCCCGCUCGCAGACCGUAUCCUUUUUCCCGGAGGCCGAGGCGCGGCGGCACUACCGGUUGACCUUCCACCGCCGGCACCGGGAGCUCGUCAUCGGAUCGUACCUCGCCCACGUCUUGCGAGAGGGGCGCGAGGUCAGGCGCCGCCGCCGGCAGCGCAAGCUCUACACCAACAUUUCCGGCAGUAGGUCGUACGAGUACAGGAAGACGAUGUGGAGCCACGUCGUGUUCGAUCACCCGUCGACCUUCGACACACUCGCCAUGGAUCCCGGCAAGAAGGAGGACAUCAUGGACGACCUCAUCGCCUUCCGCAACGGCAAGGACUACUACGCCAGAAUCGGCAAGGCGUGGAAGCGGGGUUACCUCCUCUACGGCCCCCCCGGCACCGGCAAGUCCUCCGCUAUCGCCGCCAUUGCCAACUUCCUGGACUACGACAUCUACGACCUCGAGCUGACCUCCGUCAAGGACAACACCCAGUUGAGGAAGCUGUUCAUCGAGACCACCAGCAAGUCCAUCAUCGUCCUCGAGGACGUUGACUGCUCGCUGGACCUGACGGGUAAGCGGAAGCCCAAGAGGAAGAAAGAGGUCGAAAGCGGAGACAAGGGCAAGCCGCCGUUGCUGCCGGAGAAGGAGGACAAGGAGGAGAGCAAGGUGACGCUCUCCGGGCUUCUCAACUUCAUCGACGGCCUGUGGUCGGCCUGUGGCGGCGAGAGGCUCAUAAUAUUCACCACAAACCACCUGGAGAAGCUGGAUCCGGCGCUGAUACGGCGGGGGAGGAUGGACAAGCACAUCGAGAUGUCGCACUGUGGAUUCGAGGCGUUCAAGGUGCUGGCGAAGAACUACGUGGGCGUCGACGCGCACCCGCUGUUCGAGGCCGUCCGGCGGCUGCUGGAGGAGGUCAAGAUGACCCCGGCGGACGUGGCAGAGAACCUGAUGCCCAAGUCUGCGGAGGACGACGCCUCGUGUCUCGGGAGGUUGGUUCGAGCGCUGGAAAUGGGCCGGCCGGGAGCAGCGGCCAAAGUCGAGGACGGCAGUAGCGGGGAUGAGACCGCCGAGAGUGAGCUGACGAGUUAAUUUCGAAGGGAUGACGUUGGCAGCCGUUACUUCCAAUCAAAUCGUCGAGGAAUCCAAAUUCAUCUCAAUGCCGGCUACAUUGUUCAUAUAUACUUAAUACAUUUGAUUAAAAGGUAUCAUUCAGAAAUUUGACACUGAAUACCGAUGCGGUUGGUGAUAGUGUUUUUUUUUUUAAGGUAUUGCAGGAAUGCUACUAUUUCUUUAUAUGAUCCAACAUGAAAACCUAAAACCUGAGAUCGAUAUCAAGCUAAAUUUGUUGAGUUGA
This is a messenger RNA of Musa acuminata AAA Group (dessert banana), 7185 nucleotides long. RefSeq names its product AAA-ATPase At3g28580-like. Lineage: Eukaryota; Viridiplantae; Streptophyta; Magnoliopsida; Zingiberales; Musaceae. The record is from RefSeq and is a predicted model, not a curated record. Bases 5469 to 6920 code for a protein of 483 amino acids. Gene Ontology annotation, molecular function: ATP hydrolysis activity; ATP binding. The transcript has 9 exons.